UAUGACCCGUAGCAAACACGCAAGUUAUUCGGACAUCAAACACAUCAUAAUCUCCUCAACGCCUCGAUAUCAUCAUCUACCAUUCUCUAUGUAUACACACAAACAUGUGUCAUGUGGGUGCGCAUAACUUCGUGUAAAUACGUUCUAAAUUUCGUAUACUCAUUUUGUAGUAUCAAAAUUCCCACUCGCCAUCGUCCUCGAUAAACACCCCAACCAAGUUCCAUGAACCCUCGCUCACUCUAUUCAGACUCACCCUUCAUUGUGAAAACACACACAAAAAGGAUCCAAAGAUCAAAGUAAAAUAUAUACCCAUUUAAUUUUCGAAGAUUUUGAGGAGAAUGGCGAUGAAGAAAGCAAGCAAGCUAGCACAAAAGGCAGUGAUCAAGCAAAUCUUGAAGAGAUGCUCGAGCUUGGGGAAGAAACAGAGUAAUGCAUACAGUGAAGACGAAAACGGGCAUCCUCUUGACGUACCUAAAGGCCAUUUUGUCGUCUAUGUUGGAGAGAAUCGGGUCAGGUACGUUGUGCCCAUUUCGUUUUUGACCCGAGCCGAGUUCCAGCUUCUUCUCCAGCAAGCAGAAGAAGAGUUUGGUUUUGAUCACGAAAUGGGUCUCACUAUCCCUUGUGAAGAAGCCGUUUUCCGAUCUCUCACCUCCAUGCUCCGAUAAACAUAAAUUUUGGGGUUUUGCUUCUCCUUUUUUAAUUAUAUAUUUGGGAUGGUUAAUUAGGAUGAGAGAGGGGAAGCUAGCUGCUGAGUAAAUGCUUAUAUGUUCUAGCAAACUAAUUUUUGUAUGUUUUGUCUAAUGUAUGGGUUUAGUGUUGUAUUAGAGUGAGACCUAACCCUUAGAUAAUAGACCCAAUGAUAAUGAUUUAUAUUGGUUCUCUUUUUUAGUUUUGUCGGAAACAAAACAAAUUUCUGGUGAAGAUCACUCUCAUGGUGGUGUGGUUGUUGAGUGUGUACCUUGUGAGAGAGAUUUUAACAUUGAUGAAUGGGACUUUUGAUAUUACCAGAGCUAUUAGUCCGGGUUUUCUUUUCCAUAAACUAAUGAAUUGUUGUGUAAUGUGAUUUAUAUGAAUCUAAGU
Raphanus sativus (radish) is the source of this 1080-nucleotide messenger RNA. Its product is annotated as protein SMALL AUXIN UP-REGULATED RNA 51-like. Lineage: Eukaryota; Viridiplantae; Streptophyta; Magnoliopsida; Brassicales; Brassicaceae. The coding region runs from base 339 to 665 and encodes 108 amino acids. The record is from RefSeq and is a predicted model, not a curated record. Gene Ontology annotation, biological process: response to auxin. The transcript has a single exon.